AUGAAGUUCAACGUGGGCCUUCUCCUCGGGACCGCGGCCGUCGCGGCUGCUGCUAGCAUCCCCAACAUUCCUGCGCCUGACACAAAUGGCACGGCUCUCAUCAAACGGGAGCAGUCUUCUCCCGGCUGUACUGUUGGCGACGGUGGCACCAAAUUCGAGUGGGCAAGCUGCGAGCACACCGAGCAUCAAUCAAUCGAUGCCAAGGUGAGAAAGAUAAAGGAUGGCAGAAUCGUCGACAAGCCAUGGAGUGACGGCGAUCUCUGGUGCUGGAUCGUGUGGGAAGGUUCCGGCAGCGACCGGGUUCCGUGCGACGGUGAUGGGAACCCCUACGCUUUGACCGACAAAGCGAGCUGCAUGACUGUCAGCACCAAUGUGCUGGGUGAGUAUGAAAGAUACCACCAUGGAGGCUGCUUCACUUAA
Molecule: messenger RNA, 420 nt
Organism: Penicillium alfredii
Lineage: Eukaryota; Fungi; Ascomycota; Eurotiomycetes; Eurotiales; Aspergillaceae
Exons: 2
Coding region: 1-420 (139 amino acids)
Source: RefSeq, a predicted model, not a curated record